GUAGCGUGGGGGCGGGGCUUCGUGCCGGAAGUGGCCGGCCCCGGGUUGUUUCGGUUUGCACUCGAGCGGAGGAGAUGCUCGGGGAGUCCGAGCGGAGUGAGCCGGAGGACGGCUGAGAGCGAGGGGCGCGGGGUGGAGCCGGCGCCGGGCGGCCGGCCCGCAGUCAGACCAUGAGCUACACCAGGCACUGGGGGGAGUGGUUCCUGAACCUGCGGGUGCCCCCCGCCGGGGUGUUCGGCGUGGCCUUCCUGGCCCGGGUCGCCCUGGUUUUCUACGGUGUCUUCCAGGACCGGACCCUGCUCGUGAGGUACACCGACAUCGACUACCACGUGUUCACGGACGCCGCGCGCUUCGUCACGGAGGGGCGCUCCCCUUACCUGAGGGCGACGUAUCGCUACACCCCGCUCCUGAGUUGGCUCCUCACGCCCAACAUCUACCUGGGCGACCUCUUCGGCAAGUUCCUCUUCAUCAGCUGCGAUCUCCUCACCGCCUUCCUCGUGUACCGCCUGCUGCUGCUCAAGGGGCUGGGGCGCCGCCAGGCCUGUGGCUACUGCGUCUUCUGGCUGCUGAACCCCUUACCCAUGGCGGUGUCGAGCCGGGGCAACGCCGACUCCAUCGUCGCCUCCCUGGUGCUCACGGCCCUGUACUUAAUCGAGAAGCGCCUCAUCGCGAGUGCCGCGGUGUUGUACGGGUUCGCGGUGCACAUGAAGAUGUAUCCGGUGACCUACAUCCUCCCCAUAGCGCUCCACUUGCGACCCGAGCGCGAGAGUGACGAGAGUCUCCGGCAAGCCCGCUACUCUUUCCAGGCCCGGCUGUACGACUUCCUCAGGAGGCUGUGUAGCUGGGCCGUGCUGCUCUUCGUAGCGGUGGCGGGACUCACGUUUUUGGCCCUGAGCUUCGGUUUUUACUAUAAGUACGGCUGGGAGUUUUUGGAGCACACCUACUUGUAUCACCUGACUAGAAGGGAUAUCCGCCACAACUUCUCUCCGUACUUCUAUAUGCUGUAUUUGACGGCAGAGAGCAAGUGGAGUUUCACCCUGGGGAUUGCUGCAUUCCUGCCACAGUUCAUCUUGCUUUCAGCCGUGUCUUUCGCCUAUUACAGAGAUCUUGUCUUCUGUUGUUUUCUUCAUACAUCCAUUUUUGUGACUUUUAACAAAGUGUGCACCUCUCAGUACUUUCUUUGGUACCUCUGCCUUCUGCCUCUGGUGAUGCCACUCGUGAGAAUGCCUUGGAAAAGAGCCAUAGUCCUCUUACUGUUGUGGUUUAUAGGGCAGGCCUUAUGGCUGGCCCCUGCCUAUGUUCUAGAGUUUCAAGGAAAGAACACCUUCCUGUUCAUUUGGUUAGCUGGUUUGUUCUUUCUCCUGAUCAACUGUUCCAUACUGAUUCAGAUUAUUUCCCAUUACAAGGAGGAGCGCCUAAUAGAGAGACUCAAAUAUGACUAAUGUGUGUUCUGGAUCUUCUGCAACUUCUAUUACAUUCUGAUUGUUGUGUAUGGACUAGAAAAGCUGUGGAAGUUUUUCCUCCCUGAACAUUCUAAGCACUCCAGUGAAAGUUCCUUGGUUCCAAUAGAAAUUAAAACCAGUGUUGGCCUUAUAUGUAAAGGGGACCCGAUAGUCAAAGUCCAUCGUCUAGAAAGUCUUAGGACUCAUUUGUUUGAUGAAAAGUAGAGGUUUCUUGUUUGGCUGUUGAAAAGCCGAUGAACCUAGAAGAUGCUGAAAUGUUUUUGUACAGUAGAGAAAUAGACAAAAGGUUUCCAGCAGUGUUUGUUCCCGUUACAGUGUGCUGCUGCUGUACCUCAGCCCACCUUUUCUUUCUACAGUUCCGACAGCUGUGAAGAUUUACCAAGUUCCCAAAGUACAGCAUUUUUACAUAUAGAGUAUUAACACUACCAUGCUUAAUUGGGAAAGUGUUAAAUUUUUGUAUUAAAUGUCGGGGCUUAGAGAUAAACAAUCCAAAGAAUUUAAAUUGUGAUUAUGUAUUUGUUUUGUAAUACAGUUUUUCAGCGAUAGUACCAUUGGUAUUCAUUUUACACAAAAAGAUUAAAUUUAAACUCAUCCAUCUUUAGACCCGAGUUUUUAAAAAAGAAAUUGAACACUUACGAUAUUUAUAUACUUACCCUUUUUCUAAUUGCUAAAAAGAUUUUCAUCUAGGGUUUAAGCUGAGUAUUGUCUGUUUUAAAAGUAGUAGAAUUUAGGUGAUAAAACCUACAAGUUUUGGUAAAAUUCCAUUUGCUCUAGUCUGGUUUUUAUCACCUAAAUUGUUAUAUUGUUCAUAAGGCGUCUCCCAGUUUAAAUCCCACACUCUGAAAAUUCCGUGACGGGAAGGCAGGCAGACUCCUGGAAAGCGUAAGGGCAUCCUUAGGACUCACUGGUCUAGAUGAAGAGGCUGCAAGGGACGUGAGGAAUUGCGGAAAUGAGGCUUUGGUGGGCAAGUCUUUUUACUUACCACUUUAACAUUUCUUGGGGAGGGGCUGCUUUCUCAACUGUAUGAAUAAGCAUCCUGGAAUAUUUUUAGAAAAGACAGAGCCCAUCUAAGUUGAGGGCUUCCUACAGUCAGUCAGUAGAUGAGUGCGGUUUUGUGAUCAUGAUCUAAAAAAACUAGUACAUUGUUUUUUCAGAGUUAAAAAUAACAACAACCACAAAUUCCUGAAAACAAAUAUUGCUCUAGAAAAGUAGGGGUUUUUGUUUUUGUUUUUUAUUUUGUUUUUUUUUAAUGUCAAGGCAAGCCUAAAAAGCCUCUGAGGAUAAAGUAUUUAUAGGCCGGUCAAGUUUCCUAUUCCUCCCGAACUCAUAACUCAAGAGCCCAUUGUUUAAGACAGUUUAGUGGCGUUCCAAGUAUGGUACAUGACCCUUUAAAAAUUAUUAUUAUGGGCAUUAAAACCAGGGCCUCAGCAUUCUAGGCAAAUAUUCUGCCACUGAGCUAUGUAUCCAACUCCAAGUGAAUUUUUGAAGGGAAAAUUUGAGGAAGGAAAGUAUACUGCAGGUGUUUGUAUAGGCCUGACUUCUUUUGUUGUUAGACAAUCUUAGUCCAGGCUGGCCUCAGACUUACUUUAUAGUCCAAGAUAACCUCAGCCUCCUGAUCCUCAUGCCUCUACCUCCCAAGGGCUGAGAUCACAGUCCUGUGUCACUGUGCCUGGCUCAGAAAUUCUUUAUCAAAGAAAUGCAAGUGUUUCUUAAGAGAUGCAGUUUAUUUGCUGCGAAACAUUUAUUUUUUUAUUACUUGUUUUAUGUAUAUUGUUGUUUUGCAUGUAUGUCUGUGUAUCAUGUGCCCAAAGUACCCAGAAGAGGGCACUGAAUUUCCUAGAACUAGAGUUACAGAUGGUGUUGAGCCACUGUGUGGGUGCUAGGAAUCAAACCAGAUUCCUCUGGAAGAGCAGGCAGUACUCUUAACCACUGAGCCAACUCUCUAGCUCCCUGUUGCAAAACAUUUAAUAAGUUAAUUGGAGAAAUGACUUGAUUUGGUCUCAUGGAUUUUUACCUUUUUUGUUGUUGUUUGUUUUUCGAGACAGAGUUUCUCUGUAUAGUUUUGGUGCCUGUCCUGGACCUUGCUCUGUAGACCAGGCUGGCCUUGAACUCACAAAAGAUCUGCCUGGCUCUGUCUCCUGAGUGCUGGGAUUAAAGGUGUGCGCCCCUGCUGCCUGGCCUGGAUUUUACUUUUGCUUUGCGGCUUUUAAAAUUUUUAUUUGGGGACGAGGCACAAGUAUCAUGGCCUGUGUGUGGAGGGCAGAUGCACCUGUGACGUCAGAGGAAAACUUGUGGCAGUUAGCUUUCCUCUUUCCACUGUGCUGGCCCUGGGGAUCAAACUUGGGUUGUCAGCCUUGGCAGCAGGUGAGCUGUGGAUCGCUUUAGCUUAUUUUCAUUGAUGAUACCUGUUGUUUCCUUAUUAGUCCUUGAGUAAUUCGUUAAAUUGUGUAUCUCUUUGCCUUAUUUUCUGCAUAAUUCUCUUGUUCCUAUACUACCUACAUUGUCUUUCUGUCACUGUAGCAAAGGCCUCGUGUAAAUCAGCUUGUAGAGAGAAAGGGCUUAUUUGGAGCCAUGGAUUUAGAAGUUUCAGUUGGAGAUUGGUUGGCCCUGUUGCUUCAGGCCUGUAACGAGGUAGCAUAUUGUGGCAGGGAGAACAUGCUAAGACAAAUUAUUCACCUCACUGGGGGUGCAGAAGAUAGGAAGAGACAGGGGUUUUUAGUUCCCUUUGAGGGCUCCCCAAUCCCUUAAAGUCUCCCUUUGGGCAUGACCUAGUUUCCACAGCUUCCCAAUAGUGCCACAGGUAAGGGAGCAAGCUUUUGUUACAUGGGCCUUUGUGAGGAGAGUUCAGGUCCAUGCUACAGCAUCACUGUGUAAAACUGGUAAGACUGAUUUACAGACAAGCAUUAGUUAUUAGAUUAAGAGUAAUGUUCUCCAGAUAGUGUUCUAAACAGAGCACUGUGUAUUUUCUUCUGUAACUGCUUUUUUGAUGUCUCCAAAAUGACCUUAAAGGCCUCAAGUUAAAUUCCCUGGGUUAGGUUCAUUAUUGUCUUCGUUUUGUUUUGUUGUUGUUGCUGUAAGAGAUAGGGUCUCCUGUAACCCAGGCUGCCCUCAAACUUGCUAUGUAAAGAGGCUGGCCUUGAACUCCUUAGCCUCUUGAAUCUACCUCCCAAGUACUGGGAUUAACAGGUGUGCUGGUUGUUUGGAUUAGUUUCUUUGGAAAAGCUGUGAUAAUCAUCCACUACUGCCAACUCAGCAAAAGAACUCUUAAAACCAUGGAUCGCAGUUACUGACUUCUCACCAUCCGGGUUUUAUAAGUAAUGUAAUAAUGUUUGAUAAGUUGUGUAAAACUUGUCCUUUAAUUAAUUUAUGGCUGAAUAUAUUGUUUUAUUUUUGA
This is a messenger RNA of Peromyscus eremicus (cactus mouse), 4857 nucleotides long. It is a transcript of the gene Pigm, whose product is annotated as phosphatidylinositol glycan anchor biosynthesis class M. Gene Ontology annotation, molecular function: GPI mannosyltransferase activity; alpha-1,4-mannosyltransferase activity. The transcript has a single exon. The record is from RefSeq and is a predicted model, not a curated record. The coding region runs from base 171 to 1442 and encodes 423 amino acids. Gene Ontology annotation, biological process: GPI anchor biosynthetic process. NCBI's taxonomy places the organism in Eukaryota, Metazoa, Chordata, Mammalia, Rodentia, Cricetidae. Gene Ontology annotation, cellular component: membrane; glycosylphosphatidylinositol-mannosyltransferase I complex.